Messenger RNA from Callorhinchus milii (elephant shark), 1229 nucleotides. It is a transcript of the gene mafa, whose product is annotated as v-maf avian musculoaponeurotic fibrosarcoma oncogene homolog a (paralog a). Gene Ontology annotation, molecular function: DNA-binding transcription factor activity, RNA polymerase II-specific; RNA polymerase II cis-regulatory region sequence-specific DNA binding. The record is from RefSeq and is a predicted model, not a curated record. The transcript is spliced from 2 exons. Gene Ontology annotation, cellular component: nucleus. Lineage: Eukaryota; Metazoa; Chordata; Chondrichthyes; Chimaeriformes; Callorhinchidae. Bases 53 to 1048 code for a protein of 331 amino acids. Gene Ontology annotation, biological process: regulation of transcription by RNA polymerase II.
AGAGAGAGAGAGCUUGUCUUUUUUUUUAAAAAAAAACACACAGCUGAAAAGGAUGGCAUCGGAGUUGGCAAUCAACAGCGCGGACCUACCCAACAGUCCCCUUGCGAUGGAAUAUGUUAAUGACUUCGAUCUGAUGAAAUUCGAAGUCAAAAAGGAGCCCGUGGAGUCGGACGGGAACCCGGGCAGUCAUUGCAACCGUGUCGGGGGCUCUCUCUCUUCCACCCCAAUGAGCACGCCCUGCAGUUCCGUGCCCCCCUCGCCCAGCUUCAGCGCUCCCAGCCCCGGGGAGCAGAAAGCGGCGCAUCUGGAGGACUUCUACUGGAUGACCAACUACCAGCAGCUCAACCCGGACGCGUUGAGCUUCACGCCGGAGGAUGCCGUGGAGGCCCUGAUCAGCAGCGCCCAUCAGAUGCAGGGCUUCGAGGGCUUCAGGUCCACCCAACAGCAGCAGCAGCAGCAGCACCAGCAGCAGCACCAGCAGCACCAGCAGCCGGGAGCGGGGCAGUACAUAGCGGCGGGUGUGACCGCCGGGGGAGCCGGGAUGGUCGGGGAAGAGCUCGGACCUCUGCCCGACGCUCCUCCACACCAUCACCACCAUCACCAUCAUCAUCACCAUCAGCAGCACCCCAACGGCGGCCAACCGAGCCUGGCCAACAGCGCCGGCCUGCACCACCAGCACCCGCACCUGAGGAGCGCCUCGGAGCGCUUCUCCGACGACCAGCUGGUGAGCAUGUCGGUGCGGGAGCUGAACCGGCAGCUGCGGGGGGUGACCAAGGAGGAGGUGAUCCGGCUCAAGCAGAAGAGGAGGACCCUGAAGAACCGGGGCUACGCGCAGUCCUGCCGCUUCAAGCGGGUCCAGCAGAGGCACAUGCUGGAGAGCGAGAAGACCCAACUGCUGCAGCAGGUCGAACACUUAAAACAGGAGAUCUCCAGACUGGUGCGGGAGAGGGACGCGUACAAGGACAAGUACGAGAAAAUCGUCACCAGUGGCUUCCGAGACUCGGGUUCCUCCAGCGACACCCCGUCCUCCCCGGAGUUCUUCAUGUGAGUUUGUGGAAUUGUAUUGCUAUUGGGGGAUCACACACUCACUCACUCACUCACUCACUCACCCACCACUCACUCACCCCCCAAAACCCACUCCACUUCCACUUGCACUCUCCCCAUCCUCCCAAUCCCCCCCCAAACCCACCGCUCUCCUCUCCUCCCAACUCCCCAAUCCAUUCCACUCC